Messenger RNA from Puccinia graminis f. sp. tritici CRL 75-36-700-3, 3060 nucleotides. RefSeq lists its product as uncharacterized. Gene Ontology annotation, biological process: protein N-linked glycosylation; oligosaccharide metabolic process. The record is from RefSeq and is a predicted model, not a curated record. Gene Ontology annotation, molecular function: Glc3Man9GlcNAc2 oligosaccharide glucosidase activity. Lineage: Eukaryota; Fungi; Basidiomycota; Pucciniomycetes; Pucciniales; Pucciniaceae. The coding region runs from base 226 to 2742 and encodes 838 amino acids. The transcript has 13 exons. Gene Ontology annotation, cellular component: endoplasmic reticulum membrane.
CGGAUACCGCGGUUCCAGGGGUGUGGCGACGGUGUUUGAAUUUACACCACUCUUGAGUCUUCGCUCUCACUCUCCUUGAAGACUGAAGUUGGUGUUGAUAUUCCCGAUCGAUCGAUUCCGUCAUCCAUCAGCUCAACCUCUGCUGACUGGGCUCGAGUGGCCCAUUGCCGAACCUGAACGACGAAAUCAAUAAAUAAAAAAUCGACCAAAGUUCAGCAGAUUAAAAUGCUGUUGACCAUCCCAGCCGAACUGGGUCGACUACUCAUCAUCCCCACCCUCCUACUCAUCUCAACAUUCUCUUCAUCCAUCUCAUCCGAUUCGAUCAUCGAAAACUCAGAUCCAACCUUCCAAGCCCUCCAGCAAGCUACCAACCAAUCACUACUAUGGGGCACCUACCGACCAAACCUUUACUUCGGUCUCAGGCCCCGUCAACCUCAUUCGUUAAUGACCGGAAUGCUCUGGUUCGGGACUCAGGACUUCCAAAGCUUUGCUCGUACCCGGCAUUCGUGUGAGCAAUCUGAUGAACUUAACGGCUAUGGCUUUGAUAAACACGACGGAAGAAACUUUGCGUCCCACUACCUGAAGGAUCAGCUGAAUAACGUCGAACUGAGAGUGCAAAUGCUCAAAGUACCCGGUGGCCAAUACGGUGGAUCCUGGGCCCUUAGGAUUAAUGGAAAGAAAUUGGAUGAAGCUCGGGAUUCGAAAAUCAGCCUGGUCAACUACUUCGGACUAGACGGAUUGGGCUCAUUCCAAAUAGAGAAUGAAGAGGAUGAAGAGGGAAUUGACGGUGAAGUCAAGAUCUCUGGGUCUACCACUCAGUUGGGAGACUUCACAAUUCGCAUUAAAGAUAGUCCUACAAACAAACCAGCCGUCGCUUAUCGUCAUACGGAAGACUUUGGCGAAAAAUUGUCAAGGACACAGUACUUAGGCGUUCAACUUCCUGCUGGGUCCAUUUGGAAAGCCAAAGAUUCGAUCGUCUCCGCCAUCAAUGAAUUUGUUCACCCUAUGAUCGAGAAAUACACCGUACAAGACAUGCCAGACCCAUGUCUUGUACUGACUUUACCCAACGAAAUCAGCUACGGAAGCAACCUAUACGCACUCCAAAGGUCGUAUGAGGCGCCAUUUGAGUUGGAUAUCUAUUUUGACGGCGACAGUGCACCUCGAAUCGAUUCGGCAGCUUUAUCGGCUGGGUUGCUGGCCGCCUCCACUGCAUUUGAUCAACAGUUCAAGCUCACGUUUCCCAAGAUUGUCUCUGAUUACUCGGCCGAGGAACAAUCUAUGGCCAUGGAAAUGGUUUCGAGUAUGAUUGGUGGAAUUGGGUACUUCUACGGGUCAUCAAUCGUUGACCGUAACUUUGCUCACGACUACGACGAUGAUGGGCUUUUAUUGACUGGGAAUUCCGAAGAUGAUGAUGGAGGGAAUGAUCGCAAGCGCCAGCCUCAGCUAACAGAGGAUCGUGAGCUAUUUACGGCCACUCCUAGUCGCUCGUUUUUUCCCAGGGGGUUCUAUUGGGACGAAGGCUUCCACUUGGCCUUGAUUGGGGCCUGGGAUAAUGACUUGAGCUUGGAGAUUCUCCAAAGUUGGAUUAAGUUGAUUGAUCGGGAUGGUUGGGUCGGUCGAGAACAGAUUUUGGGAGAAGAGGCUCGAAGCAAAGUUCCGUCGGAAUUUCAAGUUCAGUAUUCCAACCAUGCCAAUCCACCCACGUUGACGAUGGCAGUAACCUCAUACCUCAAGCGGCUCAAACGUUUCCAAGGGGCUGAUGGGUUCAAAGACACACUGUCAGAUGCCGACUUGGGAUUGGGUAGCGGCCAGCAUAUCUUCAAGACAACAGGCCGAGAGGGCGGAAGGAUUUCUGACAAACUUCUCGAGGAUGUUGGACUGGCGAGAUCCUUCCUAGUCUCGAUAUACCCCAAAUUGAAGCUUCACUACGAAUGGUUCCGGGAGACUCAAGUCGGUCAGAUCCGAGAGUGGGGUCGAGAAUCAAGCAGCAAGACCGAAGGCUAUCGAUGGAGAGGGCGGACCGCUGAACAUGUAUUAACUUCAGGGAUUGACGAUUAUCCUAGAGGGUUGCCCCAUGUAGGAGAGUUGCAUCUCGAUCUAUUAUGCUGGGUCGGCUUUUUCACUCGAACGAUGAAGUCGAUCGCUGAAUUUAUUGGGGAGAAUGACGAUGUUUUGGAGUAUGAGAAAAACUAUGAGGCUAUUGUUAGUAAUAUUGACGAUUUGCAUUGGAACGAGGAUAAAAAAAUGCAUUGCGAUGUCAGUGUAGACGCAAAUGACGAAUCAUACUUUGUUUGCCACAAAGGCUACAUCUCGAUCUUCCCAUUCCUGUUAGGACUUGUCCCACACGAUUCCCCCAAACUGAAGUACAUCUUGGACGAUAUCCGGGAUCCAAAUGGGAUCUGGUCCGACUUCGGGAUCAGAAGCUUGGCCAAAUCGGAUGAGUUCUUCGGCAAGAAUGAGAAUUAUUGGAGAGGUCCGAUUUGGAUUCCAAUGAAUUAUAUGGCUCUAAAUUCUUUGUAUACUAUUUAUGCCAAGGAAAGUGGGCCAUAUCAGACUCAAGCAGCUGAGUUAUACGAGCAACUGAAGACGAAUGUGAUUAAGAACGUGUUCAAAGAAUGGAAACGGACUGGUUUUACCUGGGAACAAUACGAUCCCAUCAAUGGUGAGGGAAAACGAUCUAAACCUUUUACGGGGUGGACUAGCUUAGUGGCUAUGAUCAUGGCCGAGGAAUAUGACAUGUGAACAGAAGAAAAAUAGAGAAAUUGUAGAGAAAAACAAACACUACCUCUUGCUGUAAUUGAUUGAUGAUUGGUGUACAUAAUAGGAAGUUCAGUCACUCUUAAGCAGUUUACUUUGUUUUGUUUGUUUGUUUUGCUUUAUAGAAUCAUCCCAGCAAACAUAUAUGUUAUGUCUAUACAUGACUAAAUAGUUUUCACACAAGACAUCUCUGGAUCAUUUGGAUCAAGGUCUGAGAUACAUAGCUGGAUGGAAUUGAUUGUAAUCAGGAGUAUGCUUACCAUUGUUGUUUUAUAAAAAAAACACUUAUAAAACUCUUAAGGA